AUGAUGCGACUGGUCAGCCUUUUUCAACUGGGCAGCUCGAUUCGACUGGUCGACCUUCAAUUGGACAACCUGCUUCGACUGGUGAACCUGCUUCAACUGGUCAGCCUUCUUCAGCUGGUCGGCUUGAUUCAGCAGGUCGACCUUCAACUGGUCACCCAGAUUCAAUUGGUUUGCCAGAUUCGAUUGGUCAGCCUGCUUCAACUGGGCAGCUUGAUUCGGCAGGUCAACCUUCAACUGGUCAACCAGAUUCACUUGGUCGGCCUGAAGCUGGUCGACCUGCUUCCUUUGGUCAACCUGCUUCAACCGAGCAACUGCCUGCUUGGGGCAGCACUUCCAGGCACUCGACGCCGGCCUCGCGUGACGUGCCUGCAGACGCCCAGCGCAUCUUAG
Effrenium voratum is the source of this 390-nucleotide messenger RNA. Lineage: Eukaryota; Dinophyceae; Suessiales; Symbiodiniaceae. The record is from the annotation of a GenBank genome assembly.